GAGAAUCAAAAUCGGAAGAGAAUAAUGGCGGACGCAUCACAUCUGGAGCGAAUGGGAAGGGAGCUGAAAUGCCCUAUAUGUUUGAGUCUGUUUAAUUCGGCCGCUUCACUCACCUGCAAUCAUGUGUUUUGCAAUGUGUGUAUCGAGAAAUCCAUGAAAGCAUCAUCGAGUUGUCCUGUUUGUAAAGUUCCAUACAGGCGAAGAGAAAUUAGGCCAGCUCCUCAUAUGGAUAAUUUGGUAAGCGUUUACAAAAGCAUGGAAGUAGCAUCUGGAGUCAGUAUCUUCAACACUCAGACUGAAGCUUCACCUGGUCCUUCGGUCCAAAAUAAUGGCCAAACGAAACCUGAAGCUUCAGAAACUGGGAAUAAAAAACAACCUGGAAAGAGAGGAUCAAAGAGUGCAUCAAUUUUCCCUACAAAUAAAAGGGUUCAGGUGUCACCAUAUACAAGUGCAAGGACUGAAAUGGUGCGAGAAAACCUGACUGAUAGAACUGCUGAAAUCAACAGAAAUGAAACUAAUAAUGGUCAUGUUUUACAAAAUAAUAUCCCUUCUACUUAUGAAAAGGGGAAAGCCCAUUUACCUCCAUUUUUCUGGCUGAGAGAUGAAGAGGACAUGGAGCAGUCAAGUCAGCAGACGAAUGACAAUCUGGUUAUGUAUACACCACCAGAAGCUCCUUGCUUCAGUGACAUUAAAGAUUCAGAUGAUGAGAGAGGAGAUUGUAACUUAUCAAACAAUGUGGAUUUCUUUGAUAGUGAAAUGUUUGAUUGGACACAGAGGCCUUGCUCUCCUGAACUUUGUUCAACUCCUCCAACUAUACAGAUUGAAGAACAUACUGCUGAAGAGGAUGUAGCCUUAAAACGUGUGGAUGCCACCUCAACAGAAACAGCUGGUCAAAAGAACAGACCUAAUAGUGCAGUAGGCAAGUGUAAAAGGGAAAAAAUCUCUGAAACCAAAGGCAGAACGAGAGCUUCUAAUAAGAAAGCCAAUGCAAAUGAGCCUGAAAAGGACAAGAAAGCUAAAAGCAUUUCUAAAGUAACUGCAGUCUGUGCUGAAUUAGGCAAUGUAAUCUAUCAAGAUAUGCAAGAGGGUACUAAAGACACUCCAAUGACUCAAAAAGGAAAAUCCAGAGUAGGUAAAAAGGUCCUCUUUGAUGCUAGUGUUCAAGAGAAAGAUGUUCAAUCUUUAUCUGAUGGGGUAGAGCCUCUAGCAAGCAGCAAGGGUGCAGCAUUCACUCAAGUUUCUGCACCAGAGAUGUGUCAAAAGAGCAAUGAAGGACAAACAAAGUCAAAAAAGAGUGCUGAAGACAAUAAAAACUCUAAGAAACCAACUCAGCUACCAACAUCUGGUAGUAAAGAAAAAACUAAAAAAUCCGAAAUUGGAAAAAAGGUCUUAGAUACUGAGCAAGACAAAGAGGAGUUGAUUUCCAAGCUGCUUAGUAAUCCACCAGGAAUUCAUGAAGAAGUUUUGGAUGAAUGUGUCAAAAGGAAGUAUAGAAAAAUAUGUAGAAAGUCACCAAGCUCUGCAAAGAAAGUCAAAUUCUCUGUUCAGAGCAUGUGUAAGGACAGCCAUAGUGGUAAAGCAUUAGGUGCUAAUGAAAAGGAUGUGACCACAGAUCACUUAUCUGAAGAUAUUCAAGUUCAAAGGGAUCAAUCAGACAUGAAAACUCCAUCAAAAGUUGAUAAAUCAUUUUCCUCCCUUAGCGGGCAUGCUUUGCAAAAAUGUAAUACAUCUCCCAGUACAGUUUGUUGUGCUUUCUGUCAAUCAUCUGAAGAGUCAGAGGCUUCAGGGAUCAUGGUUCACUAUGUUGGAGGGAAGUUGGCAAUGGAUGAUGCAAGAAAGAAUGCUAUACACGUUCACAAGAACUGUGCUGAAUGGGCACCCAAUGUGUAUUUUGAAGAUGAUACUGUUGUCAACCUUGAAAAUGAGCUGUCCAGAAGUCGAAGAAUUAGAUGCUGUUGCUGUGGCAUCAAAGGAGCUGCUCUCGGGUGUUAUGACAAGAGUUGUCGUAAGAGCUUUCACGUUCCUUGUGCUAGGUUGACUCCAGAAUGCCGAUGGGAUUCUGAAAACUUUGUUAUGCUAUGUCCAGUUCAUACAUCAUCUCAACUGCCAAAUGGUACGCCUCAAUCUCAAUCAAGGAAGAAAAGUAAAUCUUCUGCUGAAAGAAAAUCUUGCAUCCAUCAAGAUAAAGUGAAAACCAAUGAAGAAGGCAAAGACAGAUCACCGGUACAGUGGAAGUCUCGGAAGACGUUUAAAAAUUUGGUUCUCUGCUGCUCAGCUCUCACCAAUACAGAGAAAGAAACUGUUACAGAGUUUGAGAACUUGUCUGGAGUAACAAUACUAAAGAACUGGGACCCUACCGUCACCCAUGUAAUUGCUUCGUCAGAUGAAAAUGGAGCAUGCAGACGUACACUCAAAUUUUUAAUGGGUGUCUUGGAAGGAAAAUGGAUUUUGAGUGUUCAGUGGAUUAGAGCUUGCAUUGAAGCUGGAGAGAUAGCUGAUGAGGAACAGUUUGAGAUCUCAGUCGACAUUCAUGGAAUCAGGAAUGGACCAAAGCUCGGCAGAUUAAGACUUCUAAACAAGCAACCAAAACUGUUUGAUGGCUAUACAUUCUAUCUCAUGGGAGAUUUCACACCUUCAUACAGAGGAUAUCUCCAUGAUCUUGUGAUUGCUGCUGGAGGAAAAGUUCUGAACAGGAAGCCUGUUGAUGGAAGCUCUGAGACGACCUUCAUCAUUUACAGCGUCGAGCUUCCGGAACAGUGCAAGCCAAACAACGGAGGCUCAAUCGUGGAGCAGAGACGUGCGAGUGCAGAAGCUUUAGCCUCCUGUGCUGGAGCCCAGGUAACGAGCAAUUCAUGGAUUAUGAAUUCUAUUGCAGGUUACAAACUGCAAACAGUUGGUUAAUCGUUGUGUCUGAUCACAUAUCACACUAAUAAUCGUGACAGAAUUUGGCUAUUUAUUCACUAUCAUUCCCUUGUGAACUUUGGUAGGUUUUCAUUUAUAUAUAUGAGAAAACGUUGCUAAAACAGAAUGUCAUCCUUGCCGGAUAUGUAUAUUCGCUUAAAAGUUAAAAACUAAAUAUUUAAUUCAUCAAAGAAAUCAGGUUUGGUCUGGCAAUAAAGUAGUUAAUGUCUAAAGUUAAUGUGUUACAAUUGAGUCUCAGAUUGGCUUGAGUGAUAUUUAAAUUU
Molecule: messenger RNA, 3185 nt
Organism: Salvia splendens (bonfire salvia)
Lineage: Eukaryota; Viridiplantae; Streptophyta; Magnoliopsida; Lamiales; Lamiaceae
Product: protein BREAST CANCER SUSCEPTIBILITY 1 homolog
Exons: 14
Coding region: 25-2901 (958 amino acids)
Biological process (GO): double-strand break repair via homologous recombination; positive regulation of transcription by RNA polymerase II
Cellular component (GO): BRCA1-A complex; BRCA1-BARD1 complex
Molecular function (GO): ubiquitin-protein transferase activity
Source: RefSeq, a predicted model, not a curated record